CCAUGACGUUAUCUCUUUGGUAUCAGCAUGCUCAUCAAUUUGAGAGUUUUUCGGAAAAUAUGACAUUACAAUCAUUUUCAAUUUUAGUAUUCGGACGAGAGUUUCAUUUUUUAAGCAUGCACUUCAUAGAUGAUAUGUAUAUUGUCGAUGAAUUCGAUGCCUUUGUUAUACCAGAUUCUGGUAUGAAUUUUUCGCAAAUCGGAAUAAUUAUUGAAAUAGUAAAAAAGUUCAAAAUACGACUGAUAAAGUAUUAUCGUCAACUUACCCAAAGGCCACGUAGGGUGACUCGAUUUCCAAAGCCAGGAUUACCAAAUGAUUCACAGUUAAAACUCAAAAGAAAUCAAAACACUUUUUCUUCCGAUAAAACAAAUGAUUUAGAUGAAGAAUUCUGA
This is a messenger RNA of Racocetra persica, 392 nucleotides long. The record is from the annotation of a GenBank genome assembly. NCBI's taxonomy places the organism in Eukaryota, Fungi, Glomeromycota, Glomeromycetes, Diversisporales, Gigasporaceae.